AUGGCCCUUGUUCACAGUGACUCAUACGAAAAUCCUUUUCAUGGAGAGUGGGCUCUUUUCGGCUUUCCUCUCGGCUCACAUCCCGUCGAGUCAGCCUUGCUCGAGGCUGCAAGAAUGCUAAUUAGGGAUUGGAAAGGAGGGCAGGAUAUAAUAGCUCAAUUAAAACGCCUUCGGUCAAACACUAUUAAGUUUCUCGAACGCCAAUAUCAAAAAAUUCAGAAGGCUGCUGAUGAAUUGGUCCAAUUCAUCAAGUACAACAAAAAACAUGGUCAACUGUUCGAUCCCGCGAAUUCGUCAUUUAAAUUUCUUUACGGAGAUCAAGAUGAAGCGUUUGUUCUAUUGCAUGACUAUGCAGAACCUUUUAGCAGAGAACUAACAAUGGCAAGUAAAAUUAAAAUCUGCAGACUGAACGGUUCGUAUCAAAAGAGGUUUGAUAUGCUUCCCAUAGAGAUUGCCCUAAGGAAAUGUACAGAUGCUUAUAAAGCCCACGAUGGAGAGGGAUUUAUUAAAUACUUCAAGAUUGCAGUCGACGACAUGGAUGCGCAAUAUAUCGAAAUCAGGAACGCUAGGAAGCAGCUCUUUAAAUGGGAUUUAAAGAGACCAGGAGAUGUCGCCGAGAUUGAUGUCCAGCCACUCAGAACAGCCAAGGAGUAUUAG
This is a messenger RNA of Sclerotinia sclerotiorum 1980 UF-70, 657 nucleotides long. RefSeq lists its product with no specific name. Lineage: Eukaryota; Fungi; Ascomycota; Leotiomycetes; Helotiales; Sclerotiniaceae. The record is from RefSeq and is a predicted model, not a curated record. The coding region runs from base 1 to 657 and encodes 218 amino acids. The transcript is spliced from 2 exons.